GUGCACCCAUUCGCAAUAUAAAGACACAAAUACUAUGAGAAUCGCAUUAAAAAGAUCAUUAUGCACUACACACUUGCUGUUAGUGUUGACGUCUGUAAUUGUCUUGAAAAGUGUCAAUGCAGAUGAUCAGCAAACUGAGCCCAGGUCUCCCUUGGUAUCACCCCCACCAUCUGCAACCACAGGCACCCAGGAUUUUAAUGUGCACCCCGAGAGCAUCGUUCAGAGGCUGGCCGAGCUAGAGGAUGUUGAGUUAAAUGACAAACAGGGCGUGGAUUUGAAGUCAGAGCUGGUGGGUGAGCUCAAUCGCCUCGUAAGUGAUACGGCAAAUAUAAUAGGCCGACCACGCGAAGAUGUUUACAACGGUAUUGACGCCCUUAUUAGGGCUAGAACCAGAGGCAGGCCCAGGCCCAAGGGCGAGCCACGGAUGCACGUCAACCCAAAAGACCUUAUAGGAUUAAUGUAUAACGAUGGGAGUCGCAAAUUUUUUGGGCGGAUGUUUAGUUUAUUCCACCAGCUCGCCAGCGCGUACGUUAAAUCGGUUUCGGCAAAUGGUUUUGAUACCAGCACCAGUACAACCAGCACCACCAUGGGCGCCAGUGUACAAUUGACAUCAGAAGAAAGCUCAGAGCCAAAACCAACACCGACACCAACGCCCAUACCGACAAGCUCUGAAAAUACGACUAGCACAAGUGCCACUGCCAGUUCAAGUACCAGCAAGAGUAGUAUUUCGACGACCAGCAGCAAAAAGAAUAGCAGCGCAAAAAGCACCAGUAGCGAUGUCGACUAUGAUGAUGACGACGAUGAGGACGACGACGAAUAUUAUGAUGAGGAUGAUGAAGGUGAUAGCGAAAAUGGCAGCGAACACAGCGACAAGAAGCCUCGAAAUGGAAAUGGAAACAGCACAGGCAAAAGCCAAGGGGCAAAGUAUUGACAUGGCUCGAGCGCAUGCUGCUAUUUAGGCUUUAAUUUAUGUUUAUGUUAUCACUUGCGCUGAGGAAAAAAAUAAAGGAAGCCUGGGUG
Kickxella alabastrina is the source of this 1020-nucleotide messenger RNA. RefSeq lists its product as uncharacterized. The record is from RefSeq and is a predicted model, not a curated record. Bases 35 to 931 code for a protein of 298 amino acids. The transcript has a single exon. NCBI's taxonomy places the organism in Eukaryota, Fungi, Kickxellomycota, Kickxellomycetes, Kickxellales, Kickxellaceae.